Haliotis rufescens (red abalone) is the source of this 5046-nucleotide messenger RNA. RefSeq names its product putative beta-lactamase-like 1. The transcript has 5 exons. NCBI's taxonomy places the organism in Eukaryota, Metazoa, Mollusca, Gastropoda, Lepetellida, Haliotidae. The record is from RefSeq and is a predicted model, not a curated record. The coding region runs from base 1021 to 2769 and encodes 582 amino acids.
UGAAGUGCGAAUAUUGAUUUGUGUCCUGUAUGGCGAACGGUAUGGACACGGAGGCGCACAUCGCUUUGCCUUCACGGGUGUAGUAUGGGUGGGUCUCCCAGUCAGCUGAUUCCACGCUUAUGUCGUCGUGGAACCUCCCAACCUCUGUGCUUCUUUGUGUUUUUUUGCGGCAACAGACGACGUUGAUUACGCAUUUAUGUCAACCUCCUGACGUUCAUUCACUCGCUAUGGAGAUGUAUGGAUUAUUUUAUGGGACAGUGCAGUUAAGUCUCUGAUAGAGAGUUGAUUGAAAUAUAGUGUUGUGAAGUGUUCUGGUUGUGUUGUGGGUACCUCCACAUGCAGUUGCCAGGCUUCUUCCAGAUCCUGGUGUCGCGCGAUGCAAGUCUGGCGGAGGCGACUUCAGCCAAACGUCCCUUAUGUCGGAGGUGCAAGGCUGGUAGUGAAGCCGACGAUAGCGAGCGUAUACAGGAAGCGUCUGAGCGGCUCGGAGAUAGAUAUAUUAGAAGCGUUGCCAACGACAGACAAGUAUUGACUGUAGUCGAGGCUGAAUGAACUGUAAACUCCCUCAGAGACAGACAUAUCCCACAGGCUUUUAUAUUCACCACAAAUGCAUUGUUUUCUUCCGUGGUGUAGAGUCCAGAUCGCAUUUACCCGUAGCAUUGAUCAGCACGCGAGGGUAGUCAACUCAGGCCUACUGACGGAGACGGGGAUACAGAGAGGAGGCUCGGGAUUGAAUCGAUUGGGGGAGGUGAUUUGACUCAGGUGCGAGAAAAUUGGAGAGGUCUGUUGCGCUGGCAUGAAAACAGUGCAUUGAUUAGACAGAAUGGUGAACCGAUGAAAUACGUGUGGUCAUUCCAAGUCAAUGUCCUUGGGAUAGGCAUCCUUCGUUGAAUCGUGUGCGCGGGACUGACGCUUCUCGCGCGGUGAUUGGAAGUAGCUCAUCCGUCGCACGGCCAGGUAAGCGGACGCACAAAAAGCCCGCGAGAGUGUCGUCUGCUAUCAGCUGUAGCAGCCGACGACAUGGGCAGAAGCAGACGAGCGUGGGUGCAACACUUGUUACUUGUGUACGUGUGUGUGGUCGUCCUGCUCUCUCAGUGUGAAUGUCUCUCGGAGAGAAAGUUGUCCGAGUUUGAGGAAGUUGUGAAGAAGGCCCUCCAUUGUAGAAAUGUACCCGCUGCGUCGGUAACGCUCGUACAAGAUGGGAAAGUGUUGAUGAAGAGAUCGUUUGGAAAGGCCGAUCCGGAGAAGAAUAUUCAUGCCAAGGAUGACACAAAAUUUUGCAUUGGAUCAUUAACGAAGGCAUUUACUUCAACGAUUUUGGCCAAGCUUGUAACGGAGAGAAAAAAUGUGACAUUCGACACUCCUAUUCGAGACAUCAUCGGCGACUCCUUCAAACUUUCCGACGAUGUCCGAACGAACCUCGUGAGUCUCCGUGACUUGCUGUCACAUCGAGUAGGCGUACCAGCCUACUUCAAAGCUCUGGUUGUCGGCUUCCCGGAAACUGUCGACAGAUCGGAAGUAGUCAGGCGGAUCCGCUACAUGCCCGCCACGGAGCCCAUCAGGACCAAGUUUAUGUACAGCAACUACAUGUACACUCUGGCCGGCUACGUGGCCGAGCGGAUGACGGGGAAGUCGUGGGAGAGUCUGGUCGAGGACUACAUCCUUACCCCCCUCGGCAUGCGCAACAGCGGCUUCAUCGACAGACUUUUCAACUUCACCAACUUAGCUUUGCCAGUCGCCACGAAGCACGGGAAACUCACCAACCUGGACCCCAUGUUACUGCACGCCGUUCAUCCGUGCGGUCCAGCAGGGUCCUUGUACUCCACAGCGGCGGACAUGGCCAAGUGGGUGCAGCUGCUCCUUAACAACGGCAAGUCUGACCAGGGUGACCAGGUGUUUGACCCCCGGGUCAUAGCGGAGACCCAGGAACCUGGCAUGGCGGCUCCGGUUCUUCAGGACAAUCUCAAGCGACCAACGUUCCCUGUUGGAGAUGUCCAGAUGUACUAUGACAUGGCAUGGGUCACGUCUCUGUAUAGAGGUUUCAAACUGGUGUGGCACUCGGGAGGCAUCAUCACACACUCAUCCCGCCUCUGGCUCUUCCCGGACAAGAACGUCGGCAUCUACGCUGUGGUCAAUGGUCCACAAAGUCACACCAAGUCGCUUGCCCUCAGGGCUAUCAUGAGCUACGCCGCUGAUAUACUGCUGGGCGAGGACCCUUGGCUCAACACAUCCACCAUUUGUUCCUACCCAGCCCCGUGGAAGGAAGGGUUCGAAUCCGCCAGCCCCCCUACCGUCACAGACACUACCACCGUCACUGCCCGACCUGCCCAGGACUACGUGGGGUCGUACUACCACAGAGGGUUCGGCGAAAUACGGGUGGAGCUGAAAGAGGAUGCUGCAGACACCCUGCGGAUGACGUUUGGGAGGUUUGGGAAGAUGAAUCUGUAUCCACAGUCGGAAACAAUGUUCCACGGACGCUACUAUGGCCCGCUGUGGUUCAUGAGUGAUUCAGACGACCAGUUCCAGCCAGAGAUUGUGGAAUUCGUGAAAAAUAAAGACAAUAGGAUAUCUGGUUUGAUAUAUUCCAUAGAUACCCAGUACAAUAGUACAAUGUUCAGUAAGGGGUCGUAUUAUCCCUUGGAGACACUAUCAACAUGGACGUUUGCUUGCCCGCACACAUCAAGUGCAUCAGUGCAUAGCUUCUCUCGUGGACUUUUGAUAAUAACAAUUUUGUCAAGUUUAUAUUGUCAUCUCCGGCAAUGUGUAUGACAUGUGUAUGCCGAUCCCGAGGGCGAGAUUUGGGCAGGGUCGAGGAAGGGCAUGGGUGGGGUCUGGUGGGAUGGGUGUGGUCGAAACGAUGUUGUUGGAAUGGGGAGAACGAUAGGUUGCGUUUGAAUGGGGGUGGGAUUUGGCGAGAAGGGCUUAGUAGUGAGAAUAGGGAUAAAAUGAGUCGUGUAUGAUUGGGAUUGGGAUCGGGUGAGCUAGGCUCAGAUAUAGGAUGGAAUAAAAUGCGUUGGGGAUUAGAUUAUAUGGGAUAAGGUGUAGAAAUAGUGGUGAUGAUGAAGAUGAGUUGGUUUAGGGUGAGAUCAUCUUCCCGAGGCAAGGGUGUUAAUUAACUGUAAGAGUCCAGUUUCCAUCCUUGCCGAACUAGGCUGCAGAUAUGGAGUUAUAUUUUGGAUGAACUAACGAGUCUAUGCAUAGUCCAAUCAAAAUCAUGGAGCGAAAUCGACAUCCAGUUCGUAAGCAACAUGGAUUUCAACGUGCAGAUUUCGGUCGACUGCAGGAUUUGCAAAAGAUGUGUACCCUCAACUAGGCGAUGACACAUAUUUUCCAAAUCUUUUCAUGUUUUUAAUCAAGGUGCUCACGUUAAUUGAUCCACUUCGCGAUAUAACACCCGUUUUUUUACAAUAUAGAUCUUGAUUAUCGAUCAGAUCGUCUUGACUGGGCGCCGCCAUUUUGUUUGAAGCCAAUGCAUGUUAUAUGAGAGGUGGAAUCUGAUUGGUCAAUAGAAGGGGCAUUGAAGGGACAUAACCCGUAAUAACCACCUGUUGCGCUACGAUCGAGCGUUGCUGUCAUGCUGACCAGUCACUAAGGCGCGGCAAGUACAUGUGAAGAGUUGCGCCCCUUAGCCGUGCCAGGAUCCAGUGAUCCGAUUAUGAAUUUUGGUCCGUCAGCACCAUAUCCUUGCUCGUUGGUUUCACCACAGUGGUAAACCUCUCGACCCUGCGUAACGUUGGGUUUACUUCCAUGGUAACUUGACAUAUCGUUAUACAAGUGAGUGAAAUAAUGUUCAAUACAACUUUUAACCCAUCGUACUCACUCGUAUAUUUGUCGUAAGAUAGCACUAUACGAUAAAUGUGACCACAUCAAGUCCUGAAUAACUAAACUAUUUUAUUAAAGAAAUUACAUAACGACCACGAUAACCAUAUAUUUAAUUGUCUUUGUAAAUUCGGAUGGCCUUGGUAACCUAGCAACCUGAACAUUAUUAUCACCUUGACAUUCAGUUUGACCUUGACAUACACAUUAACAAGCACGUACAGAGUACGCUAAACAUUAGACUUAGUCUGGCGUGUGGCUCUCAAUGACUACCCAGACAUCCAAGACCUGUCGACGUAUAUAUGAUCGAACCCAACCCUCUAUACGACGACCCAUCUAGGUUCGAAUCCCAGAUUCUAAGACUUGCGUCCUUUCCGCCCACAUUAAGCUGAGACGUCGUGAUGAAACCAAAGUAUACCAAACCCAUUCGCUAUACGACGAUACAGGAGAAGAAUCUUCAUCAACUAGAUUCAUAAUGUAGCAUAUUUGAAAAUUAAAUCACUUCUUGCCUGAAAAAUAUCAAAAGUGUAAUUUGGUUAAUAUCGUCAUCAUGUUGCUGAAAUGACUUUCGCAACAAUCCAAUAUUUAGAAUAUGACUCUGAUAUAAUAUAGUCGAACCUCGUUUCCUCAACUCGACAUAUUUUUUUUCUAUACGUUGACUCGAGAUAAACAUGUACUGACAAUUGGGAUAUAACUCCAAGAUACCUUUAAAUUAAGAUAUUUUGGAAAAAAAUGCGUAUAAUAGUUUUUAAUCAUUUUUUAUAAUAAUGUUCAUUUACACUUCGCUUCUUAGUAGCCGAAUAUGACUUGACUACUUUCUCUUUCUGGAGCUCCGGUUCUCUCGAUGUGUUCGAGAUAACGAGAGUCUAUGUACAUCUUUCUUCAGCUCUUCUCAUGUGUAUAUAUCACACGUAGUGAACGAUGCCAUAUUGGAUUUCUAUAUAUACUGGACAAAACAGUUGGGGAUCAUAAAUAUUUUGGUGGAUUUUUAAAUUUGAAAUUGUGUGCUCACUCUUUUCACACAAAAAGGUUCCCCUAAAAAUAUUAAUGAUUCCUUACUCUCUUUGUUCAGUAUAUUAAUUAUAUAUAUAUACACAUUUUGUUUGUCGCACAUGCUAAUCUAUAUUCAUGUACAUACAUAUUGUUACGCUUGUAUCUAUAAUGUUUAACAGCUGUUAUAGUUUGUCAGUCACCCAGUUCAUUUAGAAAUAAAACAUACCCCAUACUAAA